AUGGCGCUCCUAACAGCCCAGGGAGUGAAGGAGGUCUUCCAGCGCCAGAAGCCGGAAGGUCGGGAGCACCUGCGGAGACUUCUGGACUGGGAGGAGAUAGAUGAAUGGAGAGACGCCCGCAGAAGCAUCGUGCUGGACACCCUCCACGAGAGCCUCCUCUUUGCGGUGGGCAAAGGCUUCCCAUGGGUGCAGGUGGUCCAGGUGCUCACGUUCACGGAGGAGCUGCUCAAGGAAACCGCAGGCUGCUCCAUCACUGACGCGGUGCUGACCCUCGGGAGGAAGCUCAGAGACUACCAGAGGCAGUUCAACCCCACCCACCUGCUGGCCCUCUGUGACUACUUCCACAACACCUUCCUCCGCCACUACAGGCUCUACCAGUACGUCCUGGGCCGGGACUGGGAGGUGAACCUGACGGUCACCCGGCUGCAGGUGUGCGUGCCGCCCCCACCUCUCCCGCUGGCGGCUGGCGUGGACAGGGAGGUCUGGAAGCACGAGCAGCAGCUGGCCGAGCUGAGAGAGGCCGAGGCACAGAAGCGCACCCACAUGCUGCUCCUGAGGGAGGCCCUGAGGCUGGAGCAGGGACACCGGCUGCAAGAGGCAUUCGAGGGAGCACCCGCCCCUCCCAGCGAGGGCCUGAGCAGAGAGAUGUUAGAGACGCUCAUCCGUGAGGCUCUCCGCGUCCAGAUGGCGAGCCUGAGGGAGCUGCUGCAGGCUGAGAUCCAGACCACCUUCGACAUCCUGGACCUGAAGCUUCAGCAGAAGACCUUGCAUCUCAACGCUCCCGCCCCUUUCCCUCCCCCAGUCACUGGCCAACCAGGCCAAGAUGAGUCCUUGAAGUCCAACAGAGCCAACAAAGGAAAGAAGGCCAAAGCAAAGAAGUAG
Lepus europaeus (European hare) is the source of this 882-nucleotide messenger RNA. It is a transcript of the gene C16H8orf74, whose product is annotated as chromosome 16 C8orf74 homolog. The record is from RefSeq and is a predicted model, not a curated record. NCBI's taxonomy places the organism in Eukaryota, Metazoa, Chordata, Mammalia, Lagomorpha, Leporidae.